AUGUUCAAACUGCGCGCGGAGAAGAACUGCAUGCGACCUCGCACACCCUGCUUUAUCAGCUACAUCAUCAUCAUCAUCAUCAUCGUCAUCAACAACAACAGCAGCAGCAGCAGUAGGAUCACCGUCGACAACUACUUCCUCCGCUCACUCGCGCUCCCCCAGUCUCCCGCUCGUGCGACCCAGGGCCAGCACGAACUGUGGCAGGUGCGAGUAGUCCAGCUAGGAUUCCACCAUGAAUUCCUCCUCCACGGCAUCCUGGCGGCCUCCGCCUUACAUCUAUCCUACCUGCGACCCCAGCGACGGGAGUCGUUGGCGUUGCGUGCAUCCACCCACCAAAGCCUAGCCGUGCAGUCUUUCCGCAUUUGCAUUGAACCGCGUCGACCCGAGCCCAGGGCUGCAAGGCUUAGCUGCCCAGAAGGAGAUUCUGGACUGGUUCCACAUGGUUCGCGGCUGAAACUCCGUCCUCCAGACGCAGUUGGAGACCCUCUAUCCCACAGCUUCCUCGCCCCGCUCCUGAACAGAGCUAUGACGCAGCACACCGCACCCUCGCAUACGGUCACCGACUCACACCGGGUUACCGACCUGCUACGGCUUUGCACCUCCGACCCCGUAGCGCAGGACAAAGAGACAGCCAACGCAUACGCGCUGGUUAUCCACGAGUUGCUCAAUGCAUACACGCAGGUAGCUAUGCUCGCAGGGCGCCGUCAGGACUUUGUGCCAGUCAUCUUCGUGUGGCCGAUAGCAAUUCCGCAGACUUAUCUGAUUCUCCUAGGCGAGCCCAAGCCGGAGGCGAUGGUCAUCCUCGCCCAUUAUUCGGCACUGCUGCAACAGGUGGAUGACCAGUGGUUCAUGAAAGGGUGGGCCCGGUAUUCAGUGAUGCAGAUUGCAACGGCGCUCGGGGAGGAGUGGCAGGCAUGGCUGACCUGGCCCAAAGAAGUGACGGGGGUUCAAGUUGCUUUGCCCCAGUGA
This is a messenger RNA of Paracoccidioides brasiliensis Pb18, 969 nucleotides long. RefSeq lists its product as uncharacterized. Gene Ontology annotation, molecular function: DNA-binding transcription activator activity, RNA polymerase II-specific. The record is from RefSeq and is a predicted model, not a curated record. Gene Ontology annotation, biological process: regulation of transcription by RNA polymerase II. The coding region runs from base 1 to 969 and encodes 322 amino acids. The transcript has 3 exons.